This is a messenger RNA of Eurytemora carolleeae, 2632 nucleotides long. RefSeq lists its product as uncharacterized. Lineage: Eukaryota; Metazoa; Arthropoda; Copepoda; Calanoida; Temoridae. Gene Ontology annotation, molecular function: metallocarboxypeptidase activity; zinc ion binding. The transcript is spliced from 19 exons. Gene Ontology annotation, biological process: proteolysis. The record is from RefSeq and is a predicted model, not a curated record. Bases 36 to 2438 code for a protein of 800 amino acids.
AAAAAAACCAUUUUAAAAAGGAUUUCAGAUUGAAGAUGAUUAUAAAAGGCAGGAUACCAGGGUUGAACUUCUUCCUAUUCUUUAAUAUCAUCAGCCUGGCUCAAGCUCAAACUCUAUCUCAAACUCAAGGUCAGGAUCAGGCUAAAGAUCUAGCUCAAUUUCUCGCUCAAACUCACGCUCAAGCUCAAGCUCAAGCUCAAUCUCAAUCUCAAUCUCAAGGUCAAGAUCCCUCUAAAGUUCUAGCUCAAUCUCUACCCCAAGCUCAAGCUGAAGCUCAAGUGUCAGCUCAAACUCCAGCUCAAGCUAAAGCUCAAUCUCAGUCUCAAUCUCAAGGUCAGGAUCAGUCUAUAGUUCUAGCUCAAUCUCUACCCCAAGCUCAAGCUCAAGCUCAAGCUCAAGUUUCAGUUCAAGCUCCAGCUCCAGCUCAAGCUCAAGCUCAAUCUCAAUCUCAAGUUCGGACUCCAGCUAAAUUUCUAGCUCAAAUUCUAGCUCAUGCUCUAGCAGAUCAAGCAGCUCAAGCUCAAGCUCAGGAACAGUUUAACACUCAGGCUGCAGAAAGUUUGAAGCAAACUGUGAUGGACCAUGUCUACACUGUAAAUGUUAUUUCUCAUCAACCAAAUAUAGGCCCUGGAAGCAGAAAAACUGAUUACACUGAGCUUGAGGAAGUAUAUGAUCUUGAUUCUCAGAGAUCCCAGGUUGGAACUACAGAAAGUUUCGGAAACAGACCCCAGAGUGGUUCUGCAGCAGGGGCUGAGUAUCAGGAUGAUACUGAAUCAGAUAUUGACUAUAAGAAUGAUUAUACUCUCCAGGAUGAUUCUGAAGCUACAUUUGGUCCGAAUUCAGAUACAGAAUAUUACCCAACUGAUGUACACCAAGAAGAAGAAAAUGAUGUUCCAGAAGAAGAAGAUGAAGAUAUUGAUGAUUCAGGUUCUGAAAAGGAGUCUGUAGAAGUAUGUUCUACUAUUAGAGGAGAAACUUGUCUAUUCCCAUAUGUUCACAAUGGUUACACUCACUACGAAUGUACAACAAUAUCCCCAGUAGGGAAUACUACUUUCGGUCGCUGCCCCACUAGCUAUUUGGAUGAGUCUGCAAAACUUCCAAGUUUAAAGGCUGAGGACUGGGAAAGGUGUUCCACAAGGUGCCCUUUACAGGCCUAUACUUCAAACCAGAAGAUUAAUCAGAUUCUCAGAGAUACAGUUGCAAGUAACCUUGACCUAGUCCAGCUACUGGAUGUAGGAGUCUCUGUGAACGACCAGCCUAUCCUUGGCGUUGCAAUCUCCGCCGGUGUACGUAAUAGAGCGCAACUCAGACCGAUGGUGAAGUACAUUGGAAACAUACACGGAAAUGAACCGGUGGGUCGUGAAUUAUUGGUUCACCUUAUCCGAGUUUUAGUUCAAGGGUAUAAGAACGGAGAUCAGAGAAUAACAAACCUUUUAGGUAAUUUCAGUCCAAACUAUAUAUUAUAUAUUAUAUAUUAUAUAUUAUAUAUUAUAUAUUAUACAAAUAUAACAAUAAUUCCAACAAUGAAUCCAGACGGAUUUGAUAGAAGCAAAGAAGGAGAAUGUUCAGGAGGAGAUUUCAAGACUGGACGGUACAACGAGGGUAACAAGGAUCUAAAUAGAGAUUUUCCAACAUGGCGGGAUGUUAAAAACAGUUUAGAAGAGAAUAUGAAGGGCAGACAACCAGAAACCCAGGCUUUGAUGAAAUUGAUUACAUCUGAGCCCUGGGUUUUAUCGGCAAACUUUCAUGGCGGAGCCGUGGUGGCAUCAUAUCCUUAUGAUGAUUAUUACAGUGGAAUGGUCCCGAGAGGAAUUCAUCAAACAGAAGAUCAUGCAUUUUUUAAACACCUGGCCUCCACAUAUGCAGAUAAUCAUCUUACAAUGAAGGAUACUUCAAAAUGCACAAAAUGGAGAUUCGAGGAUGGAAUAACGAAUGGAGCUGAUUGGUAUGCACUGGUUGGAGGAAUGCAGGACUUUAACUAUAUUUACUCUAACGGAAUGGAGAUUACUCUCGAGGUCUCAUGCUGCAAAUAUCCUAAAAAAUAUUAUCUGAAUCAACGCUGGGAUGAAAAUCGUGAAAGCUUGUUUGCAUAUAUUGAACAGGUCCAUCGUGGUUUCAAAGGGUUAGUGAGUCGAAAUCUACGUGAGAAAGAAAGCAUAAAUAUUAGCAAUGCAAAUAUCGAGGUUCAAAAUCUUGGAACUGGGAUAAAAACUAGGAAUGUUAGAAGUUCAAAUCUUGGAGAAUACUGGAAACUACUGUUACCAGGACAAUAUAGUAUACGAGGGAUAGAAAAUCGUUGUGAGUCCAGUGGAUUCAAGUUUACAUCAGACUAUAUUCAGAUGAAUGUGACAGAGUUGCAACCUUUGGUUCAAAUUAACCUUGAUCUGAUACACAGAGAAAACUGUUCAGAGAAAACAACUCUAGGGAUAGAAGAAUAAACAUAUACAGUAGAUGCAUAUACAGGGUUACCAUCAGAUGAUCAGACUGUAAAGACGACCCUAAACUAUUUAAAUAUGAUGAUGCCUGGUUGCUGAAUGGCUUAUUUCUAUGACAGCAUAAGUUCCGUACCUUCGUCUUUGAUUUCUCAUUCUUUGUAACUCUGUUUAUCUAAAUUAAACAUUUAAGAAUGGCA